Molecule: messenger RNA, 2469 nt
Organism: Ictalurus punctatus (channel catfish)
Lineage: Eukaryota; Metazoa; Chordata; Actinopteri; Siluriformes; Ictaluridae
Gene: tdp2a
Product: tyrosyl-DNA phosphodiesterase 2
Biological process (GO): double-strand break repair
Cellular component (GO): PML body; cytoplasm
Molecular function (GO): 5'-tyrosyl-DNA phosphodiesterase activity; single-stranded DNA binding
Source: RefSeq, a predicted model, not a curated record
AAACCAAGAAACCCUGACGUACACGUUCAGAAUGGAGGACAAGCAAAACCAUGAACAAAGUCUUGCAUCCACAGAAAUUCCUGCAGGGGGCGACAAAGAAAGCAAUAAAACAUCUGAAGCAAAGAUUCAAGGAAAAGUUGCCAAGAAGAAAAAACGUGUGAGAAAUAAACAAAGGACAGAAAGGGCUUCUGACCAAAUCAUUACACCGCAUAACACUUAUCAUCCAUCUGACAAAGAAAAACAGUGCUUAAAGCCCCAGCACAUGCCGACUCUAACCUGUGACCAUUCGACCCAGACAGAGACUCUUAAAAACAUGUCCCAGAACCAGGCUACUCAAACUCCUUCACUAGAGCGCAUUCACACACAGCCUACCGAAUCAAAAUCAACCCAGACUAAACCUGCCAAACUCUCAUAUAAACAGUUGUAUGAAGGCCAGACAUCUGUAGAUGAAGGCCAAGACUGUGCUCCUGAUCAGAGCAGAAACCCGGAGAAGCUCACUGUGCUCACCUGGAACAUAGACGGCCUGGAUCCUGAAGAUAUCAGAGAACGGAUCCCAAGCCUGUUGUUUCAUUUAGGAAAGUACCGUGCAGAUGUGGUCCUACUGCAAGAGCUUAUCCCACCUUACCUAAAGAUUUUAAAAGAGAUUAUGACAGAUUAUGAGUUUUUGCCAGGCAGUGAUGAUGGCUAUUUUACUGGAAUACUGCUUAGAAGGUGCAGAAUUGAAUUAGUUCAGAGGAACAUUGUGAAUUAUCCCACUACAGAAAUGGGGAGGAAUCUGUUAAUGGCUGAGGUAAACUUCUUAGGCCAUCAGCUUUGUAUUAUGACCUCUCACUUGGAGAGCUUAAAGGCCAGCUCACAGGAGCGCCUGAACCAGCUGCGCAGGGUCUGGAAGAGGAUGAGAGAGGCACCAGACAGCCAGACAGUCAUAUUUGGAGGAGACACCAACAUGAGAGACUGGGAGGUGAAGAAGUUAGGAGGUCUCCCUGAUGGCAUUACAGAUGUAUGGGAGAUGCUUGGAGAGCCAGAGGAUUGCAAGUACACCUGGGACACUGUCAAUAAUAAUAACAAAGGACUCCCUUUCUCUGCACGACUGCGUUUCGACCGCGUUUACAUGCGAGCGGCUAGAGAGGGCACUCAGCUACGGCCAGACACCAUGACACGUGGGUUGAAGAGACUUGUGACAUGUGGUCGUUUCACCAGUGAUCACUGGGGCAUUCUUUGCACGUUCUCUUUUGUGUCUUCAGUGGAGUAGUACUUAUGAAGUUCCUCUUACAAUUUGACUUUAUUUAACAGCAUAAAAGCUGGAACCUCUUUUGAGGCCUUUUUGGUGUGUAAAUUCAGUAUUUAAUUAAGCAGCCUUUUCUCUUUGGAACUCAUUAGGUAUAAUUCGUCACAAUCCAAGGAUUUGACAUCACAGAAAUUAUCAUGAUGUGGAAAUUGACUCUAUUAUAAUAAUCAUGCUAAACUAUUAUUAUUAUUAUUAUUAUUAUUAUUAUUAUUAUUAUUAUUAUUAUUACAUGUUUUAAUUAUUGCUGGAGUUUUCCACUGGAGGGCCCUCUAUAGCAAUUCCUUUUGGAGCACUCCUGCUUCUCAUCUAUAAGCUGUUGUAUUUACCAGCAUUACCAUUUCUGUUUUUAGUAGUCCACACAAGCCCACAUAAGGGAAUAGAUAAGAGCCAUUAUAAAGCAAAAUAACAGAUCUGAUAAGCAGCAAUAUUAUACUGGUGCUGUACUCAAAAUGUUGAGCUACACUUAGACUGCAGUGAUGUGUACACAGCACUGACACAUUUGAUUCAUUUACUCGAUAUAAUUUUAAUAAAUUGCGUUAUCCUUGGCCAGAAUCAGCAUUACGUUUUUAUUGCCACGCUUUCCAGCAAGGGUUUUUGUUUUCUUUCAGUCACCUUUGCAGGCAACACUGGACAACCUUGUCUAAACAGAUGGAUGGGAAUAAUUCUUUGGUGGGGAGUUAGGAAACAGGGCCCUGUGUUUUCAUUUGGAAAAUUGAUUUGGAGCUCAUCUUCUCUGCUGCUUAAUCCAAACAGAAUUGAAAUAUGCCGGUAAAGUCCACUGGAAAUCAGGAAUGAUGGCAAGCUGUCAGCAAGAAUAAUUAUUUGUCAUUGGAGGUUUGGGGAAAUGGGUUAAAAAAGAGAAAUGUGCUUGUAAAUUCUGUAUCAGAGUAAAGUGGAUGGUCUAUGUCCAUCUCCAGUGGACAGCAGAGCUCACAUGCGAGUAGCUACCUUUCUCUGUUCAACUUUCAUAUUUAAUUAGAUAUAUGAUUACACUCAGUGAAAAUCCAAUGUUAAGGUUGAACCUUCAACCAUGGUUAAACCAUGUUUAAGAAUAAUAAAUGAACAAAAAUAUGACAGGGGCUUUCAAAUUAAACAGAUUUUUCAUGUGUAAUCUGUGGAAUUUAAUAUAUUUAAUGUAUUGUUGGAUGAAACAGGAUAUUAAAGCAUUAUUUAAAUGAAAA